This is a messenger RNA of Dunckerocampus dactyliophorus (ringed pipefish), 4033 nucleotides long. RefSeq names its product caspase 7, apoptosis-related cysteine peptidase (gene casp7). The record is from RefSeq and is a predicted model, not a curated record. Gene Ontology annotation, biological process: apoptotic process; proteolysis. Gene Ontology annotation, cellular component: cytoplasm. The transcript has 6 exons. NCBI's taxonomy places the organism in Eukaryota, Metazoa, Chordata, Actinopteri, Syngnathiformes, Syngnathidae. Bases 239 to 1081 code for a protein of 280 amino acids.
UCUUCUGGAACACGCCGCCAUCUGGACGCAUCUGCCAAAGAAUGUGAAAACAUGGCAGCCGUGUGAGGAGAAUAGUCACGCAAACUGUUCCUCUAUGCAGCUCUCGGUUCUAAUCUUCAACUUUUUAAAUAUUUUUUUAAUAUCCAAACUUGGAGGAAAUGUUUGAGGAGUCUAUUUAAGUUGAGGGUGGACUACCGCAACCAAAUUUGGCCAUCAGGUUUAUGCCUUAUUGGAACACAUGUACUUUUUGGUCUCUGACAAGAAGAAUAAGGAUGGCCAGACGCGGGAGCAGGACUACUCUUCUGAAAGCCAUUACAGAAUUGUCUCACCAACAUUCCAGUAUAAGAUGAGCCACCGGCAAGUGGGCAAGUGCAUCAUCAUCAACAACAAAAACUUUGAUGAAAAGACAGGGAUGAAUGUACGCAACGGGACAGACCGUGACGCCGGCGAGCUGUGCAAGUGCUUCAAGAGUCUGGGCUUCGACGUCUUUAUCUACAACGAUCAGACCUGUGAAAAGAUGGAGCGUCUCCUCAGAGAGGCCUCAGAGGAGGACCACAGCGACAGCUCAUGUUUUGCCUGCAUCCUGCUAAGCCACGGCGAAGAGGGCAUGAUCUACGGCACCGACGGAGCCAUGCCCAUCAAGACCAUGACCUCGCUGUUCAGGGGGGACAUGUGCAAGAGCUUGGUUGGGAAGCCCAAACUCUUCUUCAUCCAGGCUUGUCGGGGUUCUGAGUUCGACGACGGCAUACAGACUGAUUCUGGUCCGCCAAACGACACCUUGGAGACAGAUGCCAAUCCAAGACAUAAAAUCCCAGUCGAGGCCGAUUUCCUCUUUGCCUACUCCACCGUGCCAGGCUACUACUCGUGGAGGAAUCCCGGCCGCGGCUCCUGGUUCGUCCAGGCGCUGUGCAACGUCCUCAACGAGUUCGGCAAGCAGCUGGAGAUCAUGCAGAUCCUGACACGCGUCAACUACAUGGUGGCCACCAGCUUUGAGUCGUGGUCGGAAGACCCGCGCUUCAGCGAGAAGAAGCAGAUCCCCUGCGUGGUGUCCAUGCUGACCAAAGAGCUGUAUUUCAACUGACAAGCGCCUUGUUGUUUUUCAGGGGACUGACGGCACAGUCCAAAGAAGCAUUCAGGGAUAACUAAUCCGGCCUUGUUAUCGGGCCUGAAAACGAGCACUUCAUGUGUUAAUGCUGAAACCUCUUCAUCCUCCUCCUCUUCUUCAGGUUCUAUUCUUCACAGCAAUGGCGUCACAUUUGAUCGGAGCUUUUGUCGGCAGGCAUUGUGAGAUAUCCAUGUUCUUCUACCAUCAUUUUUUUUUAUUUCUUGCUGAUGUGCUGCCAGUUUGUGUGUGUGGGGACCUCUUGUCCAAAUACUACAGUAUGCUAUUCUGCCCAAACUAACUAACUCACUAAGCUGCAAGCCUCACAGUGACAACCACAAGUAUGCUUUACAUCCUUUUCAUGCACUUUGACACAAAAACUUUUCUUUUUAAACAGGUAAUUGUUUUAUUUUCUCAGAGACUCUUUGAUGGGCCUCAAGCUUUAAAGCACUAUGCUGGCAAAUCCUCAGGUUCAUUCAUGUAAGUGUCGCGUUUCAAACAUUUUCUUACUGCGUACAUCAUGGCGAGAAGUGUCAGCUUUUGCUAUGUCAAGUCCACAAUAUUCAAAUGACCAAAACAUGUCAAUACCUUGCUGGUUUUAUUAGUCCAUUUAAAAGCGACUACAAAACAAUAUACCGUUCUGUAGGGGUGUCACAAGACAAGAUGAUACAUGAGAUUGGGUCUCCGAGACGAGUUUUUAAACUUAACUUUUAAGAAAAGUACAAUGAAAAAAAUAUUAUAAAUGUAUGACAAUAUAUUACAAUCUACUAGUAUAACUUCUACUCAGCACUCUGUAUGUAUUUUACUGGCAAAAGGGCUCACUCCAUUCAUGUCGUUGUUCUAUGGAACCAAUGCACCAACGUGCUGAAAUCAAUGCACAGAAUGAACCCUCGUCAGAUGAGGAAAACAGCCACUCAUGCACAUGUAUUGUGCCUGCAAGAUUAGCGAGUUAGUUUUCAAUUAUCGUGUGAUAAAUGAAUGUAUUUAUUAUCGUCCCAGGACUAGUGCCCACAAGACAGUUUUUUCUGAAUGACAAAUCUUGUCAUGUUUUCAUCUCGCGAGAGCUUGUGACGUGAUAUCUUGUGACACCCCUACCGUUCUGACCCAGAUAGAAAAUGGUAUGUGAUGAGUGAAAUAUGAUUUAAAUACCAAAAAUUUUAAUUUUGGCUUGUACAAUAUUUUUCCAAAAACGGGUCUUUAAAAAAGGCAUCAUCUCAUAUUCAGGGUCGUCUUAUAUUCAUGUCAAUACGGUUUAUGCACGGUAAAAGAGUCCUAUAGAUGGACGGAUGGAUAGAUAGAUACUUUUGUUCAUCCGCAACAGGAGAAAUUCACAUGUUCGGAAGCACACAGAAAUCACAAACAAUACAAUAACAUUAAAUAAUAUUUAGAAUUUUUUUUUUAUCAUUUAUUAGUUUUGUCAUUUCAUUACACUCCAGUAAGACAACUUGAAGACAUUUAAAAACAACUAAAAUAAUUGAUUUACUCAACAUAGCUCAUCUAUUUUACAUUUUUUUAUCUGAGCUUCAAUUUGAAAGAAAUUGGACAUUUUCUGAACUAGCUAGAGCCCACUUUAUCAUGUCUUGUAGUACCACUGCCUGCCCGUAGAGGCAUCAUUGAGCUACCGAGUUGAUAGGACAAGUACUGUAACAUGUAAGCUGCGGAAUUUUAUUGAUUUUUAGCCAUUUGGGCAAAAGAUUAGCAAAGCUUUUUUCAAACCAUGACUACUAUGUUAAAAGUAUAUGAUGAAUUUGCGGAAACACUGCCCACUACGGGUGGGGAGGAUAAAUGACCUGUAGCUAGCCUUUUCAAAUAACUGAGAAAUUGUUCCUUUAAAAACAUUAAACACCUUAAUUUUAACUGUGAGUGAGUGGGAAAUUGAUAAUUUUAUACGAUAUAGCAAAAAAGGACACUUGUUUGAGCGCCAUGACAGUUUGUUUAUGUCACAUAACAGAGGCAGCUAUGACUGAUGACAACACGUACACAAUUAUUCACACAUUUUUAUUUUAUUUUAUUUUUUUACAAUUUUUACACAAUUCAGUGCAUCUCAGCAAUGACAACAAAUGUAUUGAUCCCUCUCGACACAUGGAUCUCUGAUCAGUGACGUGCAGAAAGAAAAGGAGUUUUUAUUUUUUUGGAAUGCAAUUCGGGGUAGGGUAUUUAUUUUUUCGGGGUUCCAUUUUAAAUGCUUUAUGGUGUUAAUGCUGUUGUCCUCACAGAUAGAUUUGAAACAGAUUUGGAGAAAUGCAUGCCUUCAUUUACGAACAAAAAUAUACUAUGAACCAAUGUUUCAAUUUGAAAGACUGGAAAAAAAAACUCAAAGAGAAGAAUGCUUAUGUUAACACUUUCUUGUAUUAAACAUGAAUUUAUUGUGUUACCAGCUGAGUACAUUUUGUUCACCAUCACCAAAUUUGGUGCAGUCUUUGUGUUAUUUAAAGUGUUGUACUUGUUGUCCAAAUUAGCAUUUAGCAUUGUGAAGAAUGUCAGAUGAGAUGAUGAUGCACAUGCCCAACAGCAUCACCCCUCAUUCCUGUCCAUCCUCCUCCUCCUCCUCCUCCUCCUCCUCGCCUGAGCCUGGAGCAGGCUUGUAAUGUAUGUAUUGCAAGUACACCCACAACAUCAGGCACACCUGCACAUGGCCUCAUUUAUUUCACAAAAAAUGUCAGCUUGUAAAAACAUAUGUAUAUUUUUUUAUUCCACUUUUACCCCUCUGAAAUCCAAAAUAAAAUUUAAAUAAAAAAAGCUCACGCUCAAUGUCCUCGGGACUAAAAAUGUCAAGCAUCCAAUAUACUUCUGUAAAAAAAAAUAUCAUAGAUUAACAUUUUUUCCUCUUUAAACAAGUCUGUGUUUUAAAAUUCCUCAGCCUGUAUUAAAUGCUAAUAUUAAUCGUUUGAAUAUGUAAGAGAUGUAUCAAAAAAGGAAAUAAUGCCAGUG